AUGUCGCUUCGUCACAUCAGUCAAUCGCUCCUCCGCAGCAGCGGCAGCAGUGGCAGCAGCGGCAGCACCAUGCUGCGCACCGCCACCUCUGCCGUCGCCGCACCGACAACGGCGCACCGACACUGCUCGACGCUCAUCAACAAGGCCACCAACCUCUCCAAGCCCGCCGCCGCAUCACCAGCAAGGUCGACCGCGACCACGGCGACUGCCGCGCUGGCGUCGCAGCAGGAACAGGUGCGCGGCAUGAAGGUGCGCUCGUCGGUCAAGAAGUUCUGCGAUGGCUGCUCCGUCGUCCGCAGAAAGGGCAGGCUGUAUGUCAUCUGCAGCCGCGACCCCAAGCACAAGCAGAGGCAGGGAUAG
Molecule: messenger RNA, 360 nt
Organism: Pseudozyma flocculosa PF-1
Lineage: Eukaryota; Fungi; Basidiomycota; Ustilaginomycetes; Ustilaginales; Ustilaginaceae
Exons: 2
Coding region: 1-360 (119 amino acids)
Biological process (GO): ribosome biogenesis; translation
Cellular component (GO): ribosome; mitochondrial large ribosomal subunit
Molecular function (GO): structural constituent of ribosome
Source: RefSeq, a predicted model, not a curated record